AUGGAUCAAUAUAUUGAAUCUCCUAAAUUGGCAACAUAUUUACAUCCAGGUCCUAGUGGACCAUUCCUUGAAUUAAACAAUGAACCAAUAAAACCACCGUCACCAAGUACAUCAGCUUUAUUACAACAUAAUCCAAGUUUAAUUGAUCUAUGUACAUUUAAUUCAUUAUGUCAAAGACUUGUUGAAAAUUCUUCAACAUCAAAUACAUCACCAUAUAAACCAUUUGUUAAUCCGUCCGAUUUAUAUUUUUGUAUUCCACCAAUGACACAAAUUGAUUAUUCACCUCCAACAAAUGAUACAAAUACAAAAUCAAAUAUAAUAUCUGAUUCAACAGCAUCUCCAAUUAGUUCAGCUGGUGAUUGUAGUCCUAAUGUAUCAUCGUAUACUUCAACACCAUAUUCAAGUCCAAAAGUUAAAAAUGUUUUUCAACAAAAUUCUCCACUUGAUUUAUGUGUUACAAAAGAUUUUGCAACAACAACAGUAGAAACAAUUAAACAUCGACAUAGUAGUGAAAAUAUAUCAAAUUAUGAAUUAUCAGAUUUUCUUAAUAAAAUUGAAAAAUCUUCAACAGAUAAUACAAAUAGUCAAUGUGAUAAUAAAAAUGUACAACAAACUGUAACUAAACAUUCUCAUACAUCACCUAUUCUUCAUCGUUUACUUACAUCUCCAACAAAACUAAAUGAAAAUUCGUCAGUAUCAAAUCAAAAUGAUUAUGUUAAUAAUGUUAAUAAUAAAAGUCCACAAUAUCAACCAAGAUAUUCUCCUUUUUAUGUACCGGACACAAAAACAAACAUAAAAAUUACACCAAGAGAUUAUUUAAACAGAAAUCGCAAAACUUCUCGCCAAUCAUGUCGCUCACCUGUAUUUACUCGACGUCCACCUGAACAAAAUCAAACAAUAAUCGAAAGUGAUAGCAAUAGUCAAAAACCUCAAUAUGAUUCAUUAAUUCAACCAACGGCUUUACUUUCAUUAGACACAAAUGGUAUUUUCAAUGUCAAUGAAACUCAUACAACUAAUUCAUUAUCAUCAUCAACUAUAAUAAAUAAUAAUAACAAACGUCUUUUAGAAUCAUCUUCAUCAGAACAAAUUUUAGUUAAACGUCGACAGAAAAGAUCAAUACCAACAAUUACUAUUCAACAAAAUUAUUGUAUAACAUAUCCAAAUAAUAUUUCACGUUGUAUUGAUUGUCAAACAGCUAAUCCAAAUGAUGCUUCAAUGCAUCUUACUGGUUGUCGUUUUCAACAUUGUCGAACAUUACAAGAUUUCGGUGAUGAUACAUAUGAAGUUGAAGGAUUUACUACAUCUUUUGAAGCUAAAACACCAGAAACAGAAUCAUUAUGUACACCAAAUUCAAGUGGUCAACCGCCAUUAAAUUUCUUCGAUGCUAACUUUGUAUUUAAACAAAUAGCUAAACUCUUUUGUUUAAUGUUUAAUCAUGAACAAAGUGAACAUUCAACAUAUGAUGAAAAAAGUAUCAUACGUAAAAAAUAUAUGGCAGGUUGGAGAGAAGUAUGUGAUGAAUGUUUAACAACACUUUUUAAUUAUCAUUAUAUGUGUAAACAAUGUGGUUAUAUGAUUUGUAUUGAAUGUUCAAAGCAAUUUUUACUAUUAACUAUCGAAAAACGAAAAAGAUUAAAACGUUUUUGUCCACAUAAUGAUUCAUUUUGUUUAUCAGAAUUGAUUCCAUGGGAUGUUCUGGUUAAACUACGUAGUAAUGUUAUAGAUUAUUUAAGUAAAUUAAAAAUUGAUUAUUCAAUUAAAUUAUAUCAUUCAUCAAAAGCAGAAAAUCUUUCAACAUUUAUUAAAAGCUUAAAAAUGAAACGAUCACAUGAUGCUCGUGAUAUACAAAAAAUUUGGUCACCUAUUGAUUGUAAUAAUGAUCCAAAUAUAGAAUUUUAUUGUAAUGGUCGUUUACCUGUAUUUAAUGAAUGGACCAGUGAGAAUGCUAAACAAUUUUUUCGAAAAGUUUGGUCAACUAGUUGUCCAGUACUUGUUAGACAAGUACAUCAUAAAUUAUCAAAAACACUUUGGCUACCUGAUGCAUUUAAAGAACAUAUGAUUGAUCAUCGAGAAACACCAGCUUUAUGGGAUUGUGAAACAUUAGCACCAAUAUUAACAAAUGAAGAAAUAUUAACAAGAUUUUGGGAUGGAUUUGAACGUUUAGCUGUUCGUUUGAGAGAUGAUGAUCAUGGUGGAAGACCAAGAAUUUUAAAAUUAAAAGAUUGGCCAACAAAAAAAGAUUUUGCUUCUGUUUUUCCAGCACUUCUUCAUGACCUUAUGAGUAAUAUUCCAUUUAGUGAAUAUACAAAACGAUCAUAUACAUAUGAUAAUGUUACAUAUCAUGGUGGUUCCAUGAAUAUUGUUGAACGAUUGCCUUCAUGUUUAGUUAGGCCUGAUCUUGGACCAAAACUUUAUAUUGCUUACAGUCAACUUAUCAGUCAAGCAACAAGAAAAGCCGGAACAACAAAUCUUCAUAUUGAUGUAUCAGAUGCUGUUAAUGUUCUUGUCUAUGUUGGUAUCGGUGGUCAUGGUGAUAAUGGAUCAGAUAAAGAAGAAGAAAUUCGACAAGUCGAAGCUGAAAUACUUGAUUCAAAUAUUGAUGAAGCUCAAUUACAACGAUUACGAAAUGGAGAACGUCCGGGUGCUCUUUGGCAUUUAUUUCGCUCGGAUGAUGCAAAAAAAAUUCGUGAAUAUGUUGGUCGAUCUCAACGUAAAACUGCUGGUUCUGAUGCUAUACAUGAUCAAACAGCUUAUUUAGAAAAAGAAGAUUUAGAAAAAUUAAGAGAUUGGAGUAAAGUUGAAUCAUAUCCAGUUCUUCAAUUUCUUGGUGAUGCUGUUUUUAUUCCAAGUGGUGCACCUCAUCAAGUGAAAAAUCUACAUUCAUGUAUAAAAAUAGCUGAAGAUUUUGUUUCACCGGAAAAUCUUGAUCGUUGUUUAAUAACAACCAAUGAAUUUCGAUCAUUAUCAAAUACACAUACAAAUCAUGCUGAUAUCUUGCAGGCUAAGAACAUUCUAUACUAUACCAUACGUGAUGCAUUAGAUUCUCUGACUGAAUCAAAUCAAACUGACCCAUCAUUAGAGUCUUCCUCUUCAACUGUACAUAAUUAA
Rotaria sp. Silwood1 is the source of this 3108-nucleotide messenger RNA. The record is from the annotation of a GenBank genome assembly. Lineage: Eukaryota; Metazoa; Rotifera; Eurotatoria; Philodinida; Philodinidae.